CAUCAACUGGGCACAGAAAGAGCUCCCUGGGCAGGAGCCAUGGCACGGCCCACUCCCUGCUGGCUGUGCGUCCUAGCGACCCUGGCGGGGCUCUCAGCUACCCGAGGCCCCGAGACCUGUCCAGAGAGGCACUACCGGGCUCAGGGAGGGCUGUGUUGCCAGAUGUGUGAGCCAGGAACGUUCUUCGUGAAGGACUGUGACCAGCACAGAAAGGCUGCUCACUGCAACCCGUGCAUACCAGGGGUCUCCUUCUCCCCAGACCCUCACACCCGGCCCCACUGUGAGAGCUGUCGGCACUGCAACUCUGGUGUUCUCAUUCACAACUGCACCGUCACUGCCAAUGCCGAGUGCACGUGCCCCGAUGGCUGGCAGUGCAGGGACAAGGAGUGCACCGAGUGUGAUCCUCCUGCAGGCUCCCAGCUGGCUGCCCGGCCACCUCAGGGCCCAGGCCCGCACCCUCCACCCACCCACUCACCUUACGGCAAAAAGGUGCCGGAGGCCGGGACAGGCGGGCACGUGCAGACGCCGGCUGAUCUCAGGCAGCUGCCGGCCACGGCCCACCCUACCCGCUGGCCUCCCCAGAGGUCUCUGUGCAGCUCAGACUGCGUCCGCAUCGUCGUGACCCUGUCCGGCCUGCUUCUGGCUUUCAGCCUGGGCGGAGCCCUGUUCUUCCGCCCGCAAAGAAAACACCCAUCCGGUAAGGGGCAGAACCCAG
Messenger RNA from Carlito syrichta (Philippine tarsier), 715 nucleotides. It is a transcript of the gene CD27, whose product is annotated as CD27 molecule. Gene Ontology annotation, cellular component: external side of plasma membrane. The annotation marks the transcript as partial. NCBI's taxonomy places the organism in Eukaryota, Metazoa, Chordata, Mammalia, Primates, Tarsiidae. The record is from RefSeq and is a predicted model, not a curated record. Gene Ontology annotation, biological process: positive regulation of T cell differentiation; negative regulation of apoptotic process; positive regulation of B cell differentiation. Gene Ontology annotation, molecular function: protein binding; transmembrane signaling receptor activity. The transcript has 5 exons.